AUGUCAGGAGUAACCGAACCAAAUCCACAAAUUAUAAUUCAAAAGGAGGGAAGUUCUCUUUCCCAAUUCCAGUGUCCUAUUUUGAAACCAACAAGCUAUACAGUUUGGGCAAUUUGCAUCAAAACGAUUUUGGAAGCGAGUGGACUUUGGGAAACGAUUGAACCGGCAGAGAAUACACAGUCAGAUGUUAAGAAAGAUAAGUUGGUAAUUGCUUAUCUAUUCCAAGCAAUACCGGAAGAUGUCAUGUUGCAAGUUGCAAAUUGUAAGACUGCAAAAGAAAUUUGGGAAAUUUUGAAAACAAGACAUGUUGGUGUUGAUCGGGUACAAAAGGCUCGUUGGAAUACACUAAUGUCAGAAUUCGAAUUAAUGCAAAUGAAAGAAGAUGACACUGUGGACUCUUUCUUCGCAAAGAUAAACAGUGUUGUUACACGGGCAAGUGAAUUAGGGACAACACUGAGUCAACCGACUUUGGUACGCAAACUCCUAAAUGUUGUGCCAGAUAAGUUCACUCAGAUUGUCGCCUACAUGGAACAAUACUCCGAUCUAGAAACAAUGUCGCUAGAAGAAGCAGUCGGAAGGUUAAAGACUUAUGAAGAAAGGCUAAGGUUAAAGAAAUGA
This is a messenger RNA of Helianthus annuus (common sunflower), 618 nucleotides long. RefSeq lists its product as uncharacterized. The record is from RefSeq and is a predicted model, not a curated record. The coding region runs from base 1 to 618 and encodes 205 amino acids. The transcript has a single exon. Lineage: Eukaryota; Viridiplantae; Streptophyta; Magnoliopsida; Asterales; Asteraceae.